Messenger RNA from Astyanax mexicanus (Mexican tetra), 1986 nucleotides. RefSeq names its product protein NLRC3-like. Bases 133 to 1986 code for a protein of 617 amino acids. The transcript is spliced from 3 exons. The record is from RefSeq and is a predicted model, not a curated record. Lineage: Eukaryota; Metazoa; Chordata; Actinopteri; Characiformes; Acestrorhamphidae.
UCUCUAGUGAAGAACGAGCUGAACACAUUCAAGAAUCUCCUGAGUCCAGAUUACCCAGCAUGCUCUGAGGAAGAGGUGCAUGAUGAUCAAAGGGAGGGUGUGCUGAAGGUCACACUGCACAUCCUGAGGAACAUGAAUCAGACAGACCUCGCUAACACACUAGAGAGCAAAUUAGCCCCAGCAUGUCAACAAACGCUCAAAUCCAAUCUGAGGGAUAAAUAUCAGAUACUUAAUGAAGCAAUCUCAGGCUAUGGAAACUCAACACUUCUGAAUGAGAUCUACACAGAGCUCUACAUCACAGAGGGAGGGGUUGGAGAUGUCAAUCUGGAACAUGAGGUGAAACAGAUUGAAGCUGCAUCCAGGAAAAAAACAACACAGGAAAGACCAAUCAAAUGUAACGACAUCUUUAAACCCUUACCAGAACAGAACCAGCCCAUCAAAACUGUACUGACUAAAGGAGUUGCUGGAAUUGGGAAAACAGUCUCUGUGCAGAAGUUCAUUCUGGACUGGGCUGAAGGAGAAGAAAAUCAGGAUGUUCUCUUCAUAUUUCCACUUCCUUUUAGAGAACUAAAUCUGAUGAAGGAGAAGAAGCUCAGUCUGGUGAAUCUUCUUCAGAGCUUUUUUCCAGAAACACAAGAUUUAAAACCAAGACAUUAUAAGAGCUACAAGAUCAUGAUCAUUUUUGAUGGUCUGGAUGAGUGUCGCCUGCCUCUGGAUUUCCAGAAGAAUAAGAACUUGGAGGAUAUAGAAGAGCAAACAUCAGUGGAUGUUCUGCUGACGAACCUCAUCAAGGGGAAUCUGCUUCCCUCUGCUCUCCUCUGGAUCACCUCUCGACCAGCAGCAGUCAGUCAGAUCCCUCCUGAGUGUGUUGACCAGGUAACAGAAGUGCGGGGUUUCAGUGACCCUCAGAAACAGGAGUACUUCAGGAAGAGGAUCAGGAAUCAGGACCUGGCCAACAAAGUCUUCACACACAUCAGGUCUUCAAGAAGCCUCUACAUCAUGUGCCACAUACCAGUUUUCUGCUGGAUUACAGCCACUGUUCUAGAGAGAAUGCUGAGUGAAGCUGAGAGUGGAGAAAUCCCCCAAACCCUGACGCAAAUGUUCACACACUUCCUGAUCUUUCAGAUCAAACACAAGAGCCAGAAGUACAGUGGGGAAAGUGACAUUAAUCCUCAGCAGACUAGGAAAAGUAUCUUGGCUCUGGGGAAACUGGCAUUCCAGCAGCUGGAGAAAGGAAACCUGAUCUUCUACGAGGAAGAUCUAAGAGAGAGUGGCAUCAAUAUUAGAGAAGUGUCAGUGUACUCAGGAGUGUGUACCCAGAUCUUCAGAGAGGAACUUGAGCUGCAUCUGGGGAAGGUCUUCAGCUUUGUACACCUGAGUGUUCAGGAGUUUCUCGCUGCUUUAUAUGCAUUUCUCAAUAGAAAAAUUCCAAAAGAACAAUCCACUGAACAACAAACCAGUAAACUCUUCAAGUUUUUCAGCAAGUCAACUAUGACUGACUUUCUCAGCUGUGCCAUAGACAGAACUAUACAAAGUGAGAGUGGACAUCUAGACCUGUUCCUUCGUUUCCUUCUGGGUCUCUCACUGGAGUCUAAUCAGACUCUGUUGCGACUCUUACUGACCCCAACAGAGAGGAUCUCUCACAGCAAUGAGGACACAGUCAAAUAUAUCAAGAAGAAAAUUGAAGAGAACUCAUCUCCAGAUAAAUCCAUCAAUCUGUUUCACUGUCUGAAUGAACUGAAUGAUCUUUCUCUAGUGCAGGAAGUGCAGAAAUACCUGAAUAGAGGUAGUGGCCAUUGUCUUCAACAGGUCAGACUCUCUCCUGUUCAGUGGUCAGCUCUGGCGUUUGUGUUGGUGAACUCGGAAGAAGAGCUGGAGAAGUUUGACCUCAGUAAAUAUGAUCCAUCAGAGGAGUGUUUUCUGAGGCUGCUGCCAGUAGUUAAAAUAUCCAGAAGAUCCACUCUAACGUUGCACUGGGUGAUUUGA